AUGAAGACGUCACUUGCCCUCUCGAUCGGCCUCUGCCUCCGGCAAGUCAUGGCCAAUAUCCCCGUCAAUUACAAAGUUGACUUAUCCUGUGACGCUUCUCUUCCUGGCUCGGUUGCAUGUUUGAGCGGCAUGUCCUGCGCCGAUGAUAUGACCUGCGUCAAAGCGCCUCUCCAUUCCACUACAAACCUCGUUCCCUUCAAGACCUUGUUCCUCGAGCUUAUUCUACUGACGGCAGCUGUGGACCAUCGCACGGUGGCCUCCUUUGCGAUCCUGACGCCGCCAACUAUCACGGAACUUGCUGCUCCCAGUACGGAUGGUGUGGUAACACCACUGUUUAUUGUGGGGAUGGCUGCCAAAGUGGAUGUGAUGGCGCUGCCGGUGGUACUGGGGGCGACACUGGAACGUCCACUACGGCUGCAGCGGCGUCAGGUACCCAAGAGCCUGUGCUGGGCUCGCCUUCGAGUGCGCCUGCAAAUGGCGGUGAUACUACUGAUGGUACUUGUGGCGCUGGGAAUGGGAACACCGUUUGUGGUGACUGGCCAAACGUUCUGUGGGAACACAACUGCUCAUUGCGGCAGUGGAUGUCAAAGCGGGCCGUGCUCAGGUCCUGCCGAAGUCCCUGCACCAGGCCCAUCUCCUGCUCCCGCGUCUCCGAAUGCAGGUUUCUUCAAUAUUGUUGGUGAAUCCGGCGUGCCAGCUAUGCAUGCAGGUCUGAUGCCGAACGGGCGAGUGAUUUUCCUUGACAAGGUGGAAAAUUACACUCAGCUUAAGCUUCCUGACGGCCAAUAUGCCUACUCCGCAGAAUAUGACCCUGAAACGAAUAAAGCUGUAGGGCUUCAGUACUACACCAAUGCUUUCUGCUCCGGCGGCGCUUUCCUAGCUGAUGGACGUUGGGUGUCCCUCGGUGGCAAUGCACCUCUCAGUUUCAUUGAUCCCACCGUUGGAGAUGGGUUCACAGCCAUUCGAUAUCUCACGCGCUCUGCGACUGAUGCAAGUUUGAAUGGAGCAAAUUGGGCCGAGCCUGGCAACAAGUUGUCGAGUGCGAGAUGGUAUGCCACAGCACAGACCAUGCCCGAUAGCAGUAUAUUCGUGGCUUCUGGAAGCCUCAAUGGACUUGACCCUACAGUUCCUGCCAACAAUAACCCGACUUACGAGAUUUUGAAUGCCGACGGCUUUUCGAGCGGUGAAAGCAUUCCGUUGGCUAUCUUAGAGAAGAAUCAGCCUUACUACAUGUAUCCGUUUGUCCACCUCUUGAACAAUGGCAACUUGUUCAUCUUCGUCUCUAAGUCUGCUGAGAUCUUUAACGUGGCCGGUAACCAGACUGUCACUAUCCUCCCAGAUCUGGAAGGAGAAUUCCGCACGUAUCCAAACACAGGUGGCAGUGUGCUUCUCCCAUUAUCAAGCUCGAAUGGAUGGGCACCCGAGAUCGUGGUCUGCGGUGGAGGAGCUUAUCAAGAUAUUACAAGUCCAACAGACCCCAGCUGCGGUGUCAUUCAGCCCCUGUCAACCAAUCCUACGUGGGAGAUGGAGUCAAUGCCCGAAGGCCGAGGUAUGGUAGAAGGCACUCUGCUUCCCGACGGAACUGUCGUCUGGGUCAAUGGUUGCGGUCAAGGAGCCCAAGGAUUCGGUCUGGCCACUGACCCAACCCUCGAAGCUCUAAUCUAUGAUCCUUCCAAGCCCGUGGGUUCACGCUUUUCGACCGGUGCCAAGUCCACAAUUGCACGUCUGUAUCACUCUGUGGCUCUUCUCCUGCUCGACGGUACUCUCAUGGUUGCCGGCUCGAACCCAGUCCAACAGCCGGUUCUAACCCCAGUCCCCAACCAAACCCCGUCGGAAGACUACGUGACAGAGUUCCGUGUGGAGAUCUACACGCCUCCCUACUUGCAAAACAAUCCCACCCGCCCAACAGAUAUCAUCCUGUCCUCCACCACCCUUACAGCAGACGGCAGUGAAUUCGCAGUCUCAUUUACAGCGCCUGGCGGGAACACGGCUUGUGCGGUCGUGCUGUAUCAUGGGGGUUAUGUGACGCAUAGCUUGCACAUGAAUCACCGCAUGCUGUUCCUUGACACCACUGGUUACGUGGCUGGUGCGACGGGCCAAAAACUGACCGCUACGAUGCCACCAAAUCGAAAUCUUGCACAGCCAGGGCCGUAUGUGAUCUAUGUGACUUGUGGGGGCGUGCCGGGUUAUGGACAAUUUGUCAUGGUUUCCUGA
This is a messenger RNA of Letharia lupina, 2214 nucleotides long. RefSeq lists its product as uncharacterized. The record is from RefSeq and is a predicted model, not a curated record. Gene Ontology annotation, molecular function: chitin binding. NCBI's taxonomy places the organism in Eukaryota, Fungi, Ascomycota, Lecanoromycetes, Lecanorales, Parmeliaceae. The coding region runs from base 1 to 2214 and encodes 737 amino acids. The transcript is spliced from 5 exons.